AUGAAUGCCGCAAACUACGUCUCCGACUCCGUUCAGGGCGCCACCAACACCAGUGCUAAGGAGGCCAAUAAGAACGUUGCCAGGGACUCUGACACCAGCAUCGGUACUCGCGCAAGCGCAGCCAAGGACGCUGCUGUCAACAAAAAGGAUGAGACGGUGCACAACACCAAGGCUGAUACAAACAAGGAGGCUGCUAAGCACUAA
This is a messenger RNA of Penicillium angulare, 204 nucleotides long. Its product is annotated as Glucose-repressible protein. The record is from RefSeq and is a predicted model, not a curated record. The transcript is spliced from 3 exons. The coding region runs from base 1 to 204 and encodes 67 amino acids. NCBI's taxonomy places the organism in Eukaryota, Fungi, Ascomycota, Eurotiomycetes, Eurotiales, Aspergillaceae.